CGGCGGAGGGGAGGGAGGGGGACGGCUGGGCUCCGGCUGGAGGAGGGGCAGGCGGGGCGGGACCGCCGCGCUGCGGAGGUGCGCUCCGGUGCCCGGCCACCGCGGCCAUGGGACGUCCCGCGGUACCCCCGCGCCUCCCGCACGCCCCACACCCGCUCUUCUGGCUGCUCUGCCUCCUCCCGCAGCUGCUCAAAGCUGCCAGGCCAGGCCAAGCACCCAGAGACCAGCCCCUGUGGGCACUGCUGGAGCAGUACUGUCAUGCAGUCACCACCCUCACCAACCUCUCCGGUCCCGACUCCUACUGCAACACGACCCUGGACCAGAUCGGGACGUGCUGGCCCCAGAGCGCAGCCGGAGCCCUGGUGGACAGGCCGUGCCCCGAGUACUUCAACGGCGUCAAGUACAACACGACCCGGAAUGCCUACCGAGAGUGCUUGGAGAAUGGGACGUGGGCUUCACGGAUCAACUACUCACAGUGUGAGCCCAUUUUGGAUGAUAAGAGGGAGUAUGACCUGCACUACCGUGUUGCCCUCUUUGUCAACUACCUGGGCCACUGUGUUUCUGUGGCAGCCCUGGUGGCUGCCUUCCUACUUUUCCUGACCCUGCGGAGCAUUCGCUGCCUGCGGAAUGUGAUUCACUGGAACCUCAUCACCACCUUUAUCCUGCGAAAUGUCAUGUGGUUCCUGCUACAGCUCAUCGAUCAUGAAGUGCAUGAGAGUAAUGAGGUCUGGUGCCGCUGCAUCACCACCAUCUUCAACUACUUCGUGGUGACCAACUUCUUCUGGAUGUUCGUGGAGGGCUGCUACCUGCACACGGCCGUCGUCAUGACCUUCUCCACUGAGCGCCUGCCCAAGUGGCUCUUCCUCUUCAUUGGAUGGUGUGUCCCUUGCCCAAUCAUCACCGCCUGGGCCAUCAGCAAACUCUAUUUUGAGAAUGAACAAUGCUGGUUUGGCAAGGAGCCUGGUGACCUGGUGGACUACAUCUAUCAGGGCCCCAUCAUCCUUGUGCUCUUGGAUUCACUUGACCCUCAUCUUUGGAAUGUCCUUGAUGUAUAUGAAGCAGAGAUGACUAGAAAGAUCAAUUUUGUAUUUCUAUUCAACAUCGUCAGGAUCCUAAUGACAAAAUUACGAGAGUCCACCACAUCGGAAGCAAUCCAGUAUAGGAAGGCAGUGAAGGCUACCCUGGUUCUCCUACCCCUUCUGGGCGUCACCUACAUGCUCUUCUUUGUCAACCCUGGGGAGGAUGACCUGUCGCAGAUCGUGUUCAUCUACUUCAACUCCUUCUUGCAGUCGUUCCAGGGUUUCUUUGUGUCUGUCUUCUACUGCUUCUUCAAUGGAGAGGUGCGCUCUGCCGUGAGAAAGAGGUGGCACCGCUGGCAGGACCAUCACUCCCUCCGAGUGCCCGUGGCCCGGGCCAUGUCCAUCCCCACGUCGCCCACGCGGAUCAGCUUCCACAGUGUCAAACAGACAGCUGCUGUGUGAGCCCCCAGACGCCCCACGUGUGCAUCACCCUGCCGCCAGGACAGCUUUCUGAUCUCCCACACCUUUCUCUGGUUCUCCUUGCCUCACGGGCCCUGGUGGGAGCAGAAAGGAGGGGAGAGCCCAGCUCACCAGUCCAGCAGGAGGGGCUGCACAGCAGCACAGGGGACUCUCAGGAACCAGGGCUGGCUGGGCCCCAAGUCUCAGUGCAAGAGGGAGCAGAGUGGGGUCACAGGACCCCCUCCACCAGAAGAGCCGAUCAUCCAUCUUCAAGCAUUCUCUCCCACCAGCUUUUCUGGCUGGAUCCUCACUGUAGCCCUGUUCACAGAUGAGGAAAUUGAGGCCUGGAGCCAGGAGGGGCCUGCCCAGGUCACACAGUUCAUGGCUGCCCCGGGGCUCCUCUGCCCCUCAAGGUGCAGGCCUUCCACCAGGUGCAGGUGAUGGUUGGCCCUGCUCCCUGCCUUCUGCCCCCACACUCAGUGCUGCCCUCUGCUGUUCCUGGAAAGGAUUACUCUGGCAGGCUUCAUCCCAGGGCCUCUCACCUAGAGCCCUGACCUACCUCUUACCUGUAGCCUCAACUACACUCCACCCCUGACCAAGCCGUCCCUCACCCCUCCCCAGCCAUCCUCAUGCCCCUGGGGCCCUGGGAAGGAUGCUGCUUCCUCUCCUGGGAGACCUCUUCUCAGCCUAGUCCACAGAUUGGGGCCUUGGAAAAGGGCAGGUGGGGAGGAAGAGGUGGCCAGUGCGCCCAUAUGCUCUUAAGCCAAGUAGAUACAUAUUGCAGGAUGAAACAGGAGGAGAAGCAUGGGGGAGGCUGGGAGAAGCGUGGGUUGGGAUAGUGGAAACCAAAGUAUGUCUUUGGUAACUGUAACUAGUGCCCUAGCCCCCACCUCAGCCUGGGCUUCAGCUUCCCUUUCAGCAACAGCAUCUCUGCUCUCUGUGAAAUAAACCAUGCCUGUGUGGAAA
Messenger RNA from Manis javanica (Malayan pangolin), 2444 nucleotides. RefSeq names its product corticotropin releasing hormone receptor 2 (gene CRHR2). NCBI's taxonomy places the organism in Eukaryota, Metazoa, Chordata, Mammalia, Pholidota, Manidae. The record is from RefSeq and is a predicted model, not a curated record. Gene Ontology annotation, molecular function: corticotrophin-releasing factor receptor activity; G protein-coupled peptide receptor activity; peptide hormone binding. Gene Ontology annotation, cellular component: plasma membrane; axon terminus; dendrite. Gene Ontology annotation, biological process: long-term synaptic potentiation; cell surface receptor signaling pathway; adenylate cyclase-modulating G protein-coupled receptor signaling pathway.